Prorocentrum cordatum is the source of this 2706-nucleotide messenger RNA. NCBI's taxonomy places the organism in Eukaryota, Dinophyceae, Prorocentrales, Prorocentraceae. The record is from the annotation of a GenBank genome assembly.
AUGGAGACCGAUAGUCCAUUGUCGGUGGCAUGGGUUCUCGUCAACUCAUUCCUUGUCAUCUCCAUGCAGCUGGGUUUCGCGAUGCUCGAGGUUGGGUCUGUGCGCGAAGUCCACCGCAUGACAGUGUUGGCAAAGAACAUACUCGACUCCUGCGUGUCCUGUUUGGCCUUCUCGACUUCCUGUGCGCUGCUCCAGCCAAGCAUCAUAUACCGCGACGGGUACGCCCAGCAACACCUCAUGGUUUUCCAGUGGGCGUUCUGCGCCACCUGCGUCACGAUCUGCUCCGGUGCCAUGGCCGAGCGGACGCACAUGCUGGCGUACUUAACGUUCACAGCAUUGAUGGGCGGCGUGGUAUAUCCGAUUCUUGCAGAGAGUGCUUGGGGAAAUGGGCUCUUCCGGGACCAGUUCCACGACAGAUUUCACGAGGGCUACUCGUACCACGACUUUGCUGGCAGCGGCGUGGUGCACCUGGUCGGGGGGACCGGCGCGCUGGUCGGGAACUUGAUACUCGGCCGGCGUAUCAUGCAGCCGGAGCAGGGGCACUUUGGCGCGUUCGGCUUCGAGCAGGGGCAGCACAACCUGGCCCUCGGCGACGCUUUCCGCAGCGGCGCCGCGGGCGCGCCCGGCGGGGACCAGAGCGGCGAGCAGGCCCUCGAGGAGAAGGACGAGAAUGACGUCCUGCUGAAGCAGGGCGGGGGGUGGCCCCGCCGCUUCGACAACCUCGACCGGGACCGCGUAGAAUUCAUGCCGCUGGGAUACCUGCAGGUGACCGGCAUGUUCACGCUGUGGGUCGGCUGGUACGGCUUCAACGCGGGCUCGACGCUCGCCAUGGACCCGUCCGCCGCGACCGCCGCUGGCGUUAUCGCCUGGAACACCACCAUGGCUGCUGCCAUGGGGGGAUUUGGCGCGUUCCUGAGCUGCUGCUUCUUCCGCGAGCGCCUGGACGUGGGCUUCAUCAGCAACGGCGUCCUCACGGGGCUCGUCUCCAUCACCGCCUCCUGCGACGUGGCCUCGACGGGUGACGCCGCGGUCCUCGGCCUGCUCAGUGGCCUCGUGGUCUACCCGCUGUCGAGCUACGGCCUCCAGGUGCUCCGCGUGGACGACCCCGUGGACGCGGUGCCGGUGCACCUGUUCGGCGGCCUGCUCGGCGUGUUCGCGGUGGGCCUCUGUCAGCCGGACUGCGUGGCGCUGGAGAGCCUCGGGGGCGGCCAGGCCGAGCAGCAGCGCUUCUGCCUCGAGGAGCACGACGUGAGGAGACAGAUGCUGGCGCAGGUGUGGGGAUCCCUGUUGGAGCUGUCCUUCGCAGCGGGCUGCGCCCUCGUGGUGUGGGGCUUCCUCGCCGUCUCCGAGUGCGCGCGAGCCCUCGAGGGCGACCUGCUCGAGAGGGCCUGCGAGCUCCUGCGCGCUCCCGCGGGCGUGGCGCCCCCGCCGCAGGGCGCCGCGCCGGAGGCCGGCCAGGCGGAGUCGGCCGCGAUGGCCCUGCGCGCCAUCGCGAAGGAGUCUCCGCUCGCCCGCGCGGUGCUGCGGAGCCACGGCCUCACCAGCAGGGGCUUCGCGGAGGGCUCGCCCGCCGACGCCGGGCGCCUGCGCCAGGACCUGCAGCAGGCCCGCCGCGAGAGGGCGGAGACCGCGCUGGAGGCGGGCUGCGUCUGCGGCGCCCUGGCCCAGAUGGUGCACCGCUGCUGGCCGCUCCGCGAGCUGGCGCUGCUGCGGCUGCGCAUCUCCCCGGGGAACGAGCUCUCUGGCCUGGGCGCAGCCGCCACCGACAGGUCCCAGAUGGUGCACUCCGCGCGCAGGAUGGUGCUGCAGCUGGUUCGGGCCGAGGCGACCCCGCACCCCUGCCCUGCGCCGAUCACCGCCGGUUCUGCCGCCGCCCGGCAGCGCACGGGGCCUGCGGCCGGCAUCCCCGUGCACGGUGCCUUCCGUGGUCUGCUGAGCCGCGAGUCCGAGCGCGUCAGGCUCGCCGCCACCUACGGCCUCGUGGCGCCGCUGCUGCACCCGCCGCGCGGCGCCUGCGCCGGCGCGGCCCCGGCCGCCGCCGCGGCACCGCGCCUGCUCGCCGCGGCACGCCCGCGGCUCCCACGCGGGCGGGCGGAGGACACCCCGCCGGCCAGAGGCGCGCCGCGCGGCCCCGGCGGCGGCAGGGGCGCCACCGCGGCCUGGCCGCGGCAGCCUCCGCGGCGGCCAGUGGAGCCCGCGCAGGGCGCGCGUCGGAGUGCCGCGGCGCUGGCGGCCAGCACCGCCGCGGCGGGUUGGCCGCGGGCGCCCGCGCCGCCCGCGCUCUCGGGGCCUGGCGAGUGCCGGCUGUUCGCGCCUGCGGCCGCAAAGGAGCGCGCCAGGGACCCCCGGUUCGCCACGGCCAAGGCAGUCGAGUUCGAGAUGUGGCUGGAAGGCGGGUACCUCCAUGUCCUCGCCGCCUCGCUGCCCUUCGCGCAGGCACUGCCCGUGCACGCCUCCGACCUCCGCGGUCCGGAGCUGCCGUCUCUGCUGCGGGCGUGGCAGGAGGCUCGCGCCGAGCGCUGGGCCGCCUUCGAGCGCUACAUGCUCGACGCAGUGCUGGCGCCUGGUGUCCUGGGCUUGGCGGCCAGCGUGCUGGGCCUGCCCCAGAAUGUGGUCCGCCUCGACGCCAGGGGCAACGAGCUAGACCGCGCGUGGCACGUGGGGCGAAGCGGCGAGCGCUGGAGAUUCGAGUUCGCCCACUGCUGA